AUGGAGGAGCCUCAGGAGAGAGGAGCAGGGGUGGCCCUACUCUCUGCAGAACACACAGAGUUUACCUGGAACCAGAAGACUUGGGAGGACAGGCUGAUUCAGUUUCUGAGAAACUCCCUCAAGAUGACUCUGGGUUCCCGCUGGAGCCUGCGUCUGAGCAAAGAGCUGAACAACCAGAUGGAGAGCUUCGACAGCCCCUCCCUGGAGAAGGUUGGUUCCCAGAGGCAGGGCCUUUCUCCUCUGUGUCUCAUCCAGCUGUUGGCUCAUGACCACUGUGUGUGUAUAUUUCAUCAUUGA
Molecule: messenger RNA, 297 nt
Organism: Rangifer tarandus platyrhynchus (Svalbard reindeer)
Lineage: Eukaryota; Metazoa; Chordata; Mammalia; Artiodactyla; Cervidae
Source: the annotation of a GenBank genome assembly